Molecule: messenger RNA, 1482 nt
Organism: Solanum tuberosum (potato)
Lineage: Eukaryota; Viridiplantae; Streptophyta; Magnoliopsida; Solanales; Solanaceae
Product: geraniol 8-hydroxylase-like
Exons: 3
Coding region: 1-1482 (493 amino acids)
Molecular function (GO): oxidoreductase activity, acting on paired donors, with incorporation or reduction of molecular oxygen; heme binding; iron ion binding
Source: RefSeq, a predicted model, not a curated record
AUGGACUAUAUGAACAUUUGUCUAGGAUUCUUCUUCAUCUGUUUUUUGGUGCGUGGAGUAUUGAUUUUUUCACUUAGAAGAAGCAAAAGAGUUGCACCAGGUCCAUUCCCUUUGCCUAUCAUCGGUAAUCUUCACUUGCUUGGUCAUAAACCCCACAUAUCACUUGCUCAACUCGCAAAAAAACAUGGUCCAAUUAUGAAUCUGAAAUUGGGGCAAAUAAACACAGUCGUCAUUUCCUCAUCCGCCUUGGCAAAACAAGUCUUGCAAAAGCAAGAUUUAGCCUUUUCCAAUAGAUUUGUUCCAGACGCCCUUCGUGCCUGCAAUCACUCUGGUUUAUCUGUUGUAUGGCUAUCUGUCAACAACUCACAGUGGAGAACGCUUCGCAAGGUUAUGAACUCUCACAUCUUCUCAGGUAACAAGCUUGACGCUAAUGAGCAUGUCAGAACAAAAAAGAUUCAGGACCUGAUUAAUUACUGUCACAACUGUAGCAAAGUUGGUGAAGCAGUAGAUAUGGGCAGAGCAUCUUUCAGGACUUCACUGAAUUUGAUUUCCAACACCAUUUUCUCUAAAGAUUUGACUGAUCCAUUUUCCGAUUCUGCUAAGGAAUUUAAGGAAUUGGUGUGGAACAUCAUGGUUGAGGUUGGUAAACCCAAUUUGGUGGACUAUUUCCCCUUACUUAAGAGGAUUGAUCCACAAGGUAUAAGGCGGCGCUUGACUGAAUAUUUUAGUAAGGUUCUUCACCUUAUUAGUGGUUUGAUCGAUGAGCGGAUAAAGGAAAGGAAAAUGGGAAAUCGGGCAAAUGUUGAUGUGUUGGAUGCCCUUCUCAACAUUAGCCCUGAUGAAAUCGACAGGAAUCAUAUCGAGCAUCUGUGUCUGGAAAUGUUUGCAGCAGGGACCGAUACAAUAUCAAAUACAUUGGAGUGGGCAAUGGCUGAACUACUCAAGAAUCAACAUACAUUGGAGAAAGCACAAAAAGAACUUGAACAAAUAAUUGGCAGAGGCAAACUAAUAGAUGAAGCUGAUGUUGCAAAAUUACCUUACUUGAGGUGCAUCGUCAAAGAAACCUUUCGCAUACACCCACAAGUUCCUUUCUUAAUUCAGCGCAAAACAGAGGAAGAUGUUGAUUUUUGUGGCUAUACUAUUCCAAAAGACUCCCAGGUUCUUGUGAACGUAUGGGCAAUAGGGCGCGACUCUAGUCUAUGGGAAGACCCUUUGGACUUUAAGCCGGAGAGGUUUUGGGAGUCAGAAAUAGACUUUAGAGGUCGGGAUUUUGAGCUGAUUCCAUUUGGUGCUGGUAGAAGAAUUUGCCCUGGAUUGCCUUUGGCUAUCAGGAUGGUUCCAGUAGCACUAGGUUCAUUGCUAAAUACAUUUAAUUGGAAGCUACAUGGUGGAAUUGCACCUAAAGAUUUGGACAUGGAGGAGAGUUUUGGUAUUACCUUGGCAAAAACUCAACCUCUGCUAGCUAUCCCUAUUCCGGUGUAA